Molecule: messenger RNA, 2220 nt
Organism: Cyprinodon tularosa
Lineage: Eukaryota; Metazoa; Chordata; Actinopteri; Cyprinodontiformes; Cyprinodontidae
Gene: dhcr7
Product: 7-dehydrocholesterol reductase
Exons: 8
Coding region: 203-1615 (470 amino acids)
Biological process (GO): cholesterol biosynthetic process; brassinosteroid biosynthetic process
Cellular component (GO): endoplasmic reticulum membrane
Molecular function (GO): 7-dehydrocholesterol reductase activity
Source: RefSeq, a predicted model, not a curated record
GUUGUGGCCUUAUGGGCGGGUCCUGCUCCGUGUAGCGGUUAGCAGGGAGGCUUGCCGACUAGUCCGGGAAGAGAAGCUCAGUGGGUUUCCUUCUUCCUCCAGAGCUGCAGCGCAUAGGUUUUCACUUCAAUCUCUGAUUGACUGUUCAAAGUGCAGAACCCUAUAGAUCCUCACCCAAUCUUCUGAUUGCGCUGCCGAAAGCAUGGAGUCCACUAGGAGGCGGCCUCAGCACAAAGCAAAUGAAGGUGGAGCAACGGAGAGAUCAGCGCAGUGGGGCAGAGCUUGGGAGGUGGACUGGUUUUCCCUGGUCGGGGUCAUCAGCCUGCUUUGCUUUGCUCCCUUCAUCGUCUUUUACUUUGUGAUGGCGUGCGAUCAGUACGACUGCUCCGUCAGCCAGCCUCUCUUAGAGCUUUACCAAGGAAAGGCAACCGUGCUCUCCAUCUGGGCCCGGGCCCCCUCCUUCACGUGGACUGCUGCUAAGAUCUAUGCUGUGUGGGUGAGCUUCCAGGUCUUCCUCUAUGUGUGUGUUCCUGACGUCACCCAUAAGGUGGUUCCAGGCUACGUGGGCGGGGUGCAGGACGGCGCUCGUACCCCUGCUGGUCUCAUUAACAGGUAUGAGAUCAACGGGCUGCAGUGUUGGAUCAUCACCCACGCGCUGUGGUUUGCAAACGCCAACUAUUUCCACUGGUUUACUCCCACCAUCCUCUUUGACCAAUGGAUCCCCCUGAUGUGGUGUGCCAACAUUCUGGGCUACGCCGUAUCCACCUUUGCCUUUCUGAAAGCCUACCUGUUCCCCACCAAUGCUGAAGACUGCAAGUUUACAGGGAACGUCUUCUAUAACUACAUGAUGGGAAUUGAAUUCAACCCACGAAUUGGCAAAUGGUUCGACUUCAAGCUUUUCUUUAAUGGCAGACCCGGCAUCGUUGCCUGGACCCUCAUCAACCUGUCCUACAUGGCCAAGCAGCAGCAGCUGUACGGUCACAUCACCAACUCCAUGGUUCUGGUCAACGUGCUGCAGGGUAUUUAUGUGUUGGAUUUCUUCUGGAAUGAGGCCUGGUACCUGAAGACCAUUGAUAUCUGCCAUGACCACUUUGGCUGGUAUCUGGGCUGGGGGGACUGUGUGUGGCUGCCCUACCUCUACACCCUGCAGGGCCUGUACCUGGUGUACCAUCCCAUCCAGCUCUCAGACGCUCAUGCCUUUGCCAUCCUGCUGUUCGGCCUCAUUGGUUACUACAUAUUCCGCUCCACCAACCAUCAGAAGGAUCUGUUCCGCCGUACAGAGGGGUCCUGCUCCAUCUGGGGCCGCAAGCCCACCUACAUUGAGUGCUCCUAUGUGUCCGCUGACGGCCGCAACCACCGCAGUAAGCUCCUGACCUCGGGUUUCUGGGGAGUGGCGCGCCACUUCAACUACACCGGCGACCUGAUGGGCUCCUUGGCCUACUGCGCCGCCUGUGGUUUCACCCACAUUCUUCCAUAUUUCUACAUUGUCUACAUGACCAUCCUGCUGGUCCACCGCUGCGUGCGUGACGAACAUCGCUGCAGCAGCAAGUACGGCAAAGACUGGAAACGUUACACCGACUCUGUGCCUUACCGGCUGAUUCCUGGACUCUUUUAAUGAAAUGGAGAGGAGGAAUGGGAAAAGAACAGGACAUGAAGAUGAAAUGAUAGAUAAGCUUGGCUCCUCCCUCUCACCGCCAGACUCUCAACUUUUAUAAGUUUCUAUUGUUUCUACUUCUGUGCAAAGAAAGGUUGUUUCUCAGAAAUGCAGUUGGGCAGUUUUCUGUUUCUGUGAAGCUGGAGCGUCGUACUGAUCUACCAUCAGACAGACCGACAGCAUUAGAUCUCUGACUGUCCUCUGUCUCCCAGAAACAGAGUUUUAAGCUGAUAAACAUGAAAUGUAUGGACUUGUUUCUCAUUAACUGCCUAUCAGGUUCAAACUCCUCUGAUAACAAAACUGUUUUUUCAUAUCCUGCUUUAAAGUUUUACUUCAGUUUUAAAGAACGUGUUCAGAUGCAGGUUUAGAAGAACAUUGAACUCUUGCUUUCUUGCUGUUUUUUGGACCAAAUAGAUGAAAAUUAAGUGACCUCCAAACUUUGACUGAGAUCGCAUCAGUUCAUACAGACCAUUUGGUGUGAAUCUAAGGAAAGAGAUUGAUGUAUUAUAUAUCAACAUUAUAACUCAUUCAAUAAACUAAAAAAAUAUUUCUUUGUUUACAAAACA